CGCAGAAUGAACGGGGAUAGCAUUUGAUCAAUAUCUAUGACUAUAUGCAUAUCAGUUUUGGCUACAUACGCCUGGCGACCAGGUGAGUGGGGUUUCCUUCAACGAAUGACGGUGGGACGUAGAUGUAAGCCAGUUAGAUGUGAAGUGCGACACGAGAGUCUUUCCUUGCCCGAGUUCCCAUCUCCUAUAUGGCUGCAAAAUUCUCCUGCAUACAUUCUCGUCAAAUUAUCGAACUCUUGUUGAAAUCAUUUCAAAUGAACGUGUCGUUGACGGCGUCGUACACUUUCACCGAUUACUGCGCGGAUCAAAAUGUGAUCGUGGACAUGGUGAUGCCGCCAGGAGGGGAAAUAACGCUGUUCAACCUGUGUAUCUCGAAGCUCAGGACGUCAGACUCUCCACAAUUCUGAUAAGACAAUUCUAUCUCGGCCUUUAGAUGAGAUGUUUAUGAAGGAGGACGAAAGGCUGUGGGAGUUGGAUAUGAAAACAAGGAUGUGGUGGAACAAGAUGAUGGGAAUCACGGGAGGAGUAAGGACACAUCAGCUGCGAUGUAAGAGGUAGCGUAGUAAUUGUCAUCUAUGCACCACGGAAAACAGUGAUGUGAGGAGGUCCUCGUCCUUGAAUCUCCACUAGAUAGAGAAGAGCGCUGGAAUCAGGCGAGGCCGUCGU
Messenger RNA from Laetiporus sulphureus 93-53, 666 nucleotides. RefSeq lists its product as uncharacterized. The transcript has 4 exons. NCBI's taxonomy places the organism in Eukaryota, Fungi, Basidiomycota, Agaricomycetes, Polyporales, Laetiporaceae. The record is from RefSeq and is a predicted model, not a curated record. The coding region runs from base 189 to 407 and encodes 72 amino acids.